AUGGCACGGUUCGGUAUCGGUCGGUACUGGUACGCACCGAGCAAAACCUCCGCCCCCCACCUCGUCUCCUCCUCUCUGCGUCUCCGACCGCCGCCGCCUCCUCCUCCUCUCCUCCUCACAACCUCCGCCGCCUCCUCCUCCUCUCCUCCUCACAACCUCCGCCGCCUCCUCCUCCUCGGCUCCUCACAACCUCCGCCGCCUCCUCCUCCUCUCCUCCUCACAACCUCCGCCGCCUCCUCCUCCUCUCCUGCUCUCCGCGUCUCCGGCCGCCGCCCUCACCACCUCCCGCCGCCUCCUGCUCCUCCAUCCCACCCAGAAAUGGCAAAAAGGAUUAGGAUUAAUUGGAAGCAAGAAGGUGUUGAAAAAACCUUUCUUGAAGCAUGUGUUCAUCAAAUAACCGUUAAUGGACGUGAGGGAAGUAGUCUUAAACAAGCGUCAUGGAAAACUGUAGCUGAAAAUUUGAAAACACAACAUAAUUUCAUAGUGGAACAACGUCAAAUGAAGAAUCACUAUGAUUUUCUAAAAGGAAAAUUUGCAGCUUGGUUAAAGCUUAAAAACAAAACCGGGAAUGUCUAUGAUCCAGUUACAAACAGCUUUAACUUGUCAGAAGAAGAGUGGCAAAUUGAGAUGAAGUCUAACAAGUAUGUAGAAGCUUUGAGAAGUGCGCCACUUGCUUUCCCCGAGCUUUGUUGUCAAUUGUUUGAGGGGUCUACUUCAAAUGGGUUUGAUAGUUGGGGGCCAAGUUCUACGCUUCCUCAUCCUUCCGAGUAAGUGAAUGAGCACAAUUUGGAUGGUAUGGAUGUCGAAUGCACUCAAGUGGAUUCCCCAGGUAAAGGUGUUAGUGAGGAGUCAAGUAUUCGGUCCCAAAAAAAAGAAAAAGGAGAGAAACGAAAACAUAAGGCAACAUUAGAGUCACAGCUUAUAGAAGUUGGUGAAGAUAUUAGCAAGUUGGCAAAGAUGAUGAUUGAGAAACACACACUUUCUGAUGAUAUGGAUGCAUGUUUGGAGAAGUUGGAGACAUUGGGUUGGGAUGAGUCGGAUGCGAAAUACGAAACAGCGCUUUUGCUUUUUGGUGAGAGUGCCGAUCUUAGGAAACUGUGGGUACGUCUUAAGCCGCAGAAUUGUGAGAAAUGGGUUAAGAAUGCGGGAGCGAAGUAUGGAUUGUUUAACUAAGAUUGUGCUUUGAUUGUUUUUUUAAUUUUUUUUUUGGGUUAGAUGUUAUGUUA
This is a messenger RNA of Helianthus annuus (common sunflower), 1226 nucleotides long. Its product is annotated as L10-interacting MYB domain-containing protein-like. The record is from RefSeq and is a predicted model, not a curated record. NCBI's taxonomy places the organism in Eukaryota, Viridiplantae, Streptophyta, Magnoliopsida, Asterales, Asteraceae. The transcript is spliced from 4 exons. The coding region runs from base 1 to 771 and encodes 256 amino acids.